This is a messenger RNA of Medioppia subpectinata, 837 nucleotides long. NCBI's taxonomy places the organism in Eukaryota, Metazoa, Arthropoda, Arachnida, Sarcoptiformes, Oppiidae. The record is from the annotation of a GenBank genome assembly.
AGUCCGUGUCCGUCGACCAAUAGUGACGGCAAUAAAGAAGUGACGGUUAACUCAAAAUUAGAUGACAUCGAAAGGGCAGAGAAAGAAGAGGCGGAGAGAAAGACUAAACUUCAGUUAUAUGUGUAUGUGUUGAGAUGUAUUGCCUAUCCGUUCAACGCUAAACAGCCCACGGAUAUGACCCGUCGGUGCAACAAAAUAACUCCCUCACAGUUGGAGCAAAUCAUCGCUCGCUUUCAGUCAUUCCUUAAGGGAGAGCUUCAGAUUCCGGCCGACGAAGCCUUUCAGAACGCAAUCCAAAACUAUUUCGAAGCCUUUCUUAAUAGUGAUCGACUGGUGCUUAUGGUUCAGAGCGGCGCCUGUUCUUCGCACGACUUCCGGGAAGUGUUUCGAAACAAUAUCGAGAAACGAGUCCGAAGUUUGCCUGAGAUCGACGGUCUCAGCAAAGAGACUGUAGUCACCUCUUGGCUCACAAAGUUUGACAGCAUAUACCGGGGCUGUGACGACGACGUGAAGAAGUUGACGGGAACCAAAAUGCAACAGUACCAACAGCAACAGCAACAAAAUCUCGCCUCCGAACUCAUCCUCAGUAAAGAACAACUCUAUGAUAUGUUUCAGAACGUCCUCAACAUUAAGAAGUUUGAACACCAACUCCUCUAUAAUGCCCUUCAGUUGGAUUCGGGUGAUGAACAGGCGGCUGCCAUCAGGAGAGAGUUGGACGGAAGAGUCCAGAAAUGCAAUGAAAUGGAAAGGAAUCGGAAAAUAAUGCCAAAGUUUGUGCUCAAAGAAAUGGAGUGUCUGUUCCUGGAAGAGGUCCGGUCUUCGAUCAACCAAUUAAUG